CUUCUAAACACUACUUCACUGCGUGGAAAUAGUAUUUUAAAAGCCAAUAGAUACCUAUUUCAUCAAGGACUAAAAUGGAAUAAAAAUUAUUUUUAUUGACAUUGACUGUUGUCUACUUGAUUGUAAAGAAACUAUGUGUUAUUAGUAAUUACUAUUAUGGCAUGUCCAAUAUAAACAGAAUUGAAAACUCUAAAAUAAGAUACCUACAGUGCUUAAAGGGAACUGUAAACAAUAGGAUUUAUAUAAACACUAAAAGUAUCAAGGUCAAAGUUAGUUCUCCAGUAAAAAUUUUCAACAUAAAAUAAAACUCACUUUUCAAGGACGACUUACCCAAGUCUCACUCAGGUUUAUAAAUACGGACAAGUGUAGACAUUUCCGAACUCGAAUAGUGUUGACAUUGACUAUAAAUAUUUUUGACAAUUGACAAUUUUAUGUCACGUUUACGGUCGCUUGUCGGUUUGACGUUUCAGAUUUUACAAAAGUUGACCCAAAAGAAAAUAUUGUAUAAAAUAGCUUAUUUUCAAUGGGAACUGAAGAAAAAAUCAACGUUACCCAGGUAGAAGAUGUUCAAUCUAAAGCUUCUCAAUUGGAAAAGAUUCAACCAUUUACAGUAGAAAUUUUAAAGUUAAUUAAAGAUUCCCAACAACAGCACGGUCUCAGACAUGGAGAUUUUCAAAGAUAUAGAGGAUAUUGUUCCAGACGGAUUAGUAGAUUACGAAAGGUGUUGAAAAUCCCACAAGGAGAUAGAAGACACUUCAAGAAACGAGAUGUAACUGAGGCUCAUAUAAUAAAUCCGCGAGCAGAUGACAGAUUUUUACACAUUCCUUUAAUGUUAACGGAGAGAUGUUGGGCAUAUGCAAUGCAGCUACGUCAGGAAGCCAAUACUGAACCAAGAAAAAAGUUUCAUUUAGUUCAGAAAUUACGCAAAGCUUGUGUAUAUGCAUUACAAUUAGAUGAACUUUGCAAGCAAGAGAGGUGCGAUGUAAGAACUAAACUUGAAGCCCAAGCAUAUUUAGCUUGGAUACAAGGUUCUCUGCAAUUUGAGUUACAGCUUUGGCAGCAAGCUGCAGAAAAUCUAAAGAAAGCCCAAGUUAUUUAUGAAAAAAUAGCUUCUACUCUUCCUGAAGAAGAACAAUUGCCUUACAAGCAGAGAGUUGAAGAAAUUAGUCCAAGUUUACGUUAUUGUGCAUACAAUAUUGGAGAUGAAAAAGCUGUAGACUUAUUAGAGUUGCGAAGUCAAGGAGUUUUAGAGAACUUUGAUACACUUGUGAGUCAAACUCAAGAAAAAACAGAAGAUGUGCUGUAUGAGAUAAAAUGGUUUAACUUAAAAAUACCUGUAAGAGUUGAGCGAAUUAGAGUUUUUUUGGUGAGCAUUGAAGGUUUGAAUGAUUCGCUAGUACAUGCUGAAGACAGUCAAGCUAGAAUUAAGAUACUGGAAAACCUAUUUAUUGACCUUAGAGAUAUAAUAUCUCUUACUAGAGAAAGUGCUCGUGCUGAAAAAAUUACUGCCAAGCAAGCAAAAGAAUAUCAGUUGCUUUUAGCUUAUCUCCUAUCAAUUCGCAUAGAAAGGACUUCACAAAGAAACUUGAUUUUAAUCUUACAAACAAGGAAACCUCAAGAUUGCAUUCGCCUACUGGACAUUAAUAUUCAACAAACCAAUGAAAUAUCACAAAAUGAAGCUAUUAAGGAGAAUACCGAAAUUCAAAAAUACUAUGAAUCCCAAAUUAAAGCUUAUAAAUCCUUAAGAUCUUAUUAUUUGGCUAGAACACAAGCAACUCAGAAACGUUGGAAAGAGGCUGCAGUUUUGUUUGAUUCUGGACAUAGGUCUGUUCAGGAUUUGAAUCAAGGUACAUUCGUAUCAGAACUGAAGGAGUUAUUGAAAAGAGUAAAAGAAAAAUCAGAAAUUGAUAUUGCAACUGCUAAGGCCAAUAUGAUAUUAGAUCAAAAACAAGAAGAAAUAACUGUACAGUUUCCUCAAAAAACGUACAAGAGCAAAAAACCGCUUAUCGAGAGAUUGGAUGAAUUUAGAGAAGAUGCCCAACUACUAUCUAAAAAUCCAAAUUUGGUCACUUUUCCUCCUCAGAUGGAGCCCGUGCCAGCGAAACCCUUGUUUUUCGAUUUGGCCCUAAACUUUGUAGAAUUUCCAGAUCUCUCUGAUAAACUUGAAGGUUCACAACCCAAGCAGAAACAAGGUGCUGGCAUUUCUGGUUUUGUUAAAGGACUCUGGGGAUGGGGAAAAUAAUUUAUUAAUCAAAUAUAUAAAAUUAAUGAUUUUCUUAUGGUAUAUGAAUAAAAUGUUUUGAGGA
Psylliodes chrysocephalus is the source of this 2306-nucleotide messenger RNA. The record is from the annotation of a GenBank genome assembly. Lineage: Eukaryota; Metazoa; Arthropoda; Insecta; Coleoptera; Chrysomelidae.